GUCAUAGGGGAGUGGUUUUAAAUGCCAGGAUCACCCGCUGAUGCUUCUGCAGGCUAGAGUCUGGCAGUGGGGUGUUGCCAUCACGAUACAGAACAGUAAAAUCCGUUCUGCUGUAGGCUACUCUUUACUGAUUCCUGCUAUAUAGACUCCAGUCGUUCAAAAGAAGACAGCAUGGUGUACCACCCUGAGUUUGAGCGAGCGGGCCAACAGCCUGGGCUCCAAGUGUGGAGAGUCGAGAAGUUUGAUUUGGUUGCCGUUCCUGAGAACCUCUAUGGAGGGUUCUACACAGGUGAUGCCUAUGUGGUGCUCAAUACUAUCAAACAACGCUCUGGCAACCUACAAUAUGACCUCCACUUCUGGCUAGGUGACUACUGCACACAGGAUGAGAGUGGGGCGGCUGCCAUUUUCACAGUGCAGAUGGAUGAUUAUUUGGGGGGAAAGCCCAUCCAGUACCGUGAGGUUCAGGGCUAUGAGUCGAAAGCUUUCCUGGGCUACUUUAAGAAAGGACUGCAGUACAUGAAAGGUGGAGUUGCCUCAGGAUUUAAACAUGUGGUCACCAAUGAAGUUACAGUGCAGCGUGUGCUACACGUCAAAGGGCGUCGUGUUGUCAGGGCAACCGAAGUGCCAGUCAGUUGGGACAGCUUUAACCAGGGAGACUGCUUCAUCUUGGACCUUGGAAAUGAGAUCUACCAGUGGUGUGGCUCAAAAAGUAACCGCUUUGAGAAGCUGAAAGCCACUCAGCUUGCGAAAGGCAUUCGUGACAAUGAACGCAGUGGGCGAGCCCGCAUGUAUGUGUGUGAUGAAGGAAUGGAGCGAGAGAAGAUGUUGGAGGUUCUUGGAGAAAAGCCUAACCUGCCUGAAGGAGCAUCUGAUGACAUCAAGGCCGAUGCCUCCAAUAGGAAGAUGGCCAAACUCUAUAAGGUGUCUGAUACUAGUGGAGACAUGACGAUUGCACUGGUGGCCGCUGAGAACCCCUUCUCCCAGAGUGCACUGGAAUCUAGUGACUGCUUCAUCCUGGACCAUGGCUCAGAUGGCAAGAUCUUUGUUUGGAAAGGCAAAGAUGCUAAUUUUGAAGAGAGAAAGGCUUCCAUGAAGGCAGCAGAUGAGUUUAUUAAGAAAAUGGGUUACCCCAAACACACUCAAGUGCAGAUUCUUCCAGAGAUGGGCGAAACUCCUCUAUUCAAGCAGUUCUUUAAAAACUGGCGUGAUUUGGACCAGACGGAGGGCCUGGGUGUGGCUUAUGUCUCCAACAGCAUCGCUAAGAUUGAGAAGGUGCCGUUUGAUGUUUCCACCUUGCAUGAUUCCUCAGCCAUGGCGGCACAACACGGAAUGAUUGACGACGGCAAUGGAGAGAAACAGAUCUGGCGUAUUGAAGGUUCAGAUAAGGUUCCAGUUGACCCCUCUACCUAUGGCCAAUUCUAUGGUGGAGACAGUUAUAUCAUUCUGUACGGUUAUCACCAUGGAGGCAGACAGGGUCAUAUCAUCUACAUCUGGCAGGGUAAGGACUCAUCGCAAGAUGAGAUUGGAGCAUCUGCCAUCUUAGCCGCCCAGCUGGACAAUGAGCUUGGAGGUGGACCCGUACAGGUGGCUGGUGCUCCGCUCACCACUCAGGUGCGUGUGGUUCAGGGUAAGGAACCAGCUCACCUGAUGAGUCUGUUUGGAGGACAGCCCAUGGUGGUGCACAAGGGUGGCACCUCCAGGGAUGGAGGUCAGAUGGAGCCAGCUGAGACUCGGCUGUUCCAAGUGCGCUCAAACUCUACAGGGUGCACACGAGCAGUGGAGAUUGAAGCUGUGUCCUCUAAUCUGAACUCCAAUGAUGCAUUUGUCUUGGUGACCCCAGCCACUUCUAUCAUGUGGGUGGGACGUGGAGCAAGUGAUACAGAGAAACAUGGAGCACAGCAGCUUUGUGACAUCUUAGGAGUUUCGCCCUCUGUGCUGCGUGAAGGAGGAGAGAAUGAUAACUUCUGGGAGGCUUUGGGAGGAAAGGCAGAGUACCGCACAUCCUCCAGGCUUCAGGAUAAGCUGACUGCCCAUCCGCCACGACUGUUUGCCUGCUCAAACAAAACUGGACGCUUCAUUAUUGAGGAGGUACCUGGGGAGAUGACCCAGGAAGACCUGGCUACAGAUGAUGUCAUGAUCCUUGACACCUGGGACCAGGUGUUUGUUUGGAUCGGUAAUGAGGCUCAUGAUGAAGAGAAGACUGAGGCUAUGGCAUCAGCUGUUCAAUACAUUGAAACUGAUCCAGCUAACCGUGACACACGCACACCUAUUGUGAAGAUCAAACAAGGCUUUGAGCCUCCCACUUUUACAGGCUGGUUCUUGGGAUGGGACCAUGACUACUGGAGCACUGACCCCCUGGAGCGUGCCAUGGCUGAGCUUGAGUUGUAAAUUUUCACCCGACCUUUAAGCCCUACUGCAUUAAUACAUGCUGAUCAAAGUUGCCCUUUGAUACAAACAAGACACAUUUUUGAUGCUUAUGAGGGUUUUUAAAAGCCAAAGUUGCUCCUUGGUCACUUUUAAAUAGCUUACCUUACUGCCUUUAGCUUCAGUCACCAAACUUAAGGCAAUGCCAUUAAUUCCCUGCCAAGGUAUGCAAGUAUUAGCUGCAUGCACUCAGCAAUAUUUUAUUUAAAGCGUUUUAGAUUAACUUUUAGAUUGUUUAUUUGGUCUGUACACCUUAUCUUGCUGAAGUGCAUUAGCCUAUAUCAGAUAGAAAAUAUGCAGGGAAAGCCUUGUUAAAAUCCGUCACAAAUAUUUUUUCCCUUUUUUAUUUCCUUUUUUUAUUACUUGACCAGUAUUAAGAGUUUUACUAGCAACACUAUCUUAAGUGUUUGAACUUAUUUUUAAUUGCUAUAUUUGAGAUAAAGCAAUAGUGUAUGUCUAUAGUGCCACUAAAAUACAGACAUAACAAACAGUAGUGCACAGUAGGUAUGUGGUCUUUUUCCACCUUUAGGAGAUUUAGGAGUUGGAGAUGUGCUAUAUUCGGUAUAACAUACUACCAUUCUACUAUUACAAUUUCUGGAGUAUGUAGGGUGUACUGUAUACUCAAGUAUGCACAUUUUCUGUAUGCAUGGAGAACCCAGAAUUGCAGUGUAAAACAGAGUACAGAGUACACUGCACUGGGUGCUAAAUACCAUAAUGCGCUCAACGUGACCUUCCAUAGUGUAAUUAAUGAACCAUUUUUUACAUCUCUUUCUUUAAUCAUUAUUUGAUCUGUCUGUCAAAAUACUUUUUUAUUUACAUUUACAUUAGUCCUUUCCGAACAGCCAUACUCAUGCUAAUAAAAUAAGCAAUAACAGGCCUCUACAGACAGAGGGCGCUGAAAGACUUCUUCAAAUGAUGAAUUACUGCCUCAAAUCUCAAUCUAAGAACAGCCAGGCCCAUUGUCUCAUUUUAGACUUUAAAUAGCAACAGUUAGGUGAUUUUAAGACCGGUCAUAAUCGAAGUUGCAUUCCGGUUUUAUUCUUGAAAAAAUCAGUGCCAUUACACAAACUGAAUUGUUUAAGUGCUUUUUAAUUUAAAACACAAUUAUUUCAGAAUGUCAGAGUGGAAUAGAGACUUGUUUUGGCAUUGGUCAGGUAUGUGAUUAUUUUUCUAGGAUGCCUUAUUCUACAUAUGCAAUGUUAAGAUGAAAACAAGCCUGUCUUCUGGCUAUUUCUAGAGUCUAGAUUGGAUAAUUGUUAACAUAAGGGUAGGUUAGAUGCCUAAUGAUCAGUGGAAAUAGCAGACUCCACACCAUGCAAAGGUUACUUUUAAUAUUUGCUGGAAUGAGACUCAAAGGUUAUUUUAAGGAGUUAAUACAGACACUGCUGCUUUGCUGUGCAAAUCCUUCUGUAGACUAAAGAUUCUGUUUUCCUACUAUUACAAUAAACACAACCCCAAAAGUU
This is a messenger RNA of Xyrauchen texanus (razorback sucker), 3887 nucleotides long. Its product is annotated as gelsolin-like. Bases 172 to 2388 code for a protein of 738 amino acids. Gene Ontology annotation, biological process: barbed-end actin filament capping; actin polymerization or depolymerization; actin filament severing. The record is from RefSeq and is a predicted model, not a curated record. Lineage: Eukaryota; Metazoa; Chordata; Actinopteri; Cypriniformes; Catostomidae. Gene Ontology annotation, molecular function: actin filament binding; phosphatidylinositol-4,5-bisphosphate binding. Gene Ontology annotation, cellular component: actin cytoskeleton; cytoplasm. The transcript has 17 exons.